This is a messenger RNA of Thermothielavioides terrestris NRRL 8126, 1929 nucleotides long. RefSeq lists its product as uncharacterized. The record is from RefSeq and is a predicted model, not a curated record. Gene Ontology annotation, molecular function: phosphoprotein phosphatase activity. Bases 529 to 1845 code for a protein of 438 amino acids. The transcript is spliced from 2 exons. NCBI's taxonomy places the organism in Eukaryota, Fungi, Ascomycota, Sordariomycetes, Sordariales, Chaetomiaceae.
GCCGGGGGUCAUGGAGGACGAGCUGAUCGGUUGGAUUUUUGCGAUCCAGCGUCUUCGUCAGGCGAAGAGCUCGUCAACAACGACGGCGAAACAGCAGCAACAACAACAGUGACGCGAGGGUACUUUUGGGCCUUCCUUUUUUUUUGGUUCCGCAUCGCCUGGAGAGCCCCCAACGCAGCGCACGCCGCGCGCUGAACCCAAACACGAGCCAUGAUGCUGUCGCGGGCUGCCGCGCGCCCGGCGGCGAGCCUGCGAGCAGCAACGCUCGCGGCCCCUUCUGCCAUUCGGCCCCGGAUCUUACCUCCCAUCUGGCAUCGAAGCAUGUCAAAAGACAACAAACCAGCGCAAUCGCGAUUCGCCAGACCUCACAACGCGCCCGCGCAAAAAUCGUCUCCACCACCACCCAGCAGCUCCGCCUCGACUUCUCCGUCCCCGUCCGCGUCUCCGUCAGCGUCAAAGCCCGUGCCGGAACCCCCGAAAGAACCGGCAGCCGGACCUGACGCGCCACAGGAACAAGCCCCCGAACCGAUGCCCGACCUUUCUAAGCUUCCCGACCUGACGCAAGGCAUCCCGUCCACGCUCGAGUACGAAACCAGCGGGGCAACCAACCGGGCUGCCUUGGCCGCCGUCGAGGGUGGGGGUAGCGGGAGAGCUGGCGGCGGCGGAGGCCGGCCCAAGGGCGAGCUGCCUGCCUCCGCUUACAUCUCGUCGACGGAGCGGCGGCGGCAGAAGUGGGCCAUGUGGGCCUUCGUCUUCGCCGGCGUGUCCGCCGUCGUCGGCGUCGCCUACCUGGGCAGGAACUGGGACGAGAAGGAGCUCGCCAAGAACCCCGAGGUGCCCAACGGUUGGAGCAUUGGCCUCUGGUGGAAGCGCGCCAUGGCCCGCAUGGGCGAUACCGUGACCUACUACCAAGAACCGGCCUUUGAGAAGCUGCUGCCCGACCCCGACCCCUCGUUUGAGCGCCCGUACACCCUGUGCAUCAGUCUGGAGGACAUGCUGGUGCACAGCGAGUGGAGCCGAGAGCACGGCUGGCGGGUGGCGAAACGCCCCGGCGUGGACUACUUCUUGCACUACCUCAGCCAAUACUACGAGAUCGUCCUCUUCACCACGGUCCCCUUCGCCACGGCCGAGCCGCUGGUGCGCAAGCUCGACCCCUUCCGUUUCAUCAUGUGGCCCCUCUACCGGGAAGCCACCAAGUACAAGGACGGGGAAGUCGUUAAGGAUCUGUCCUAUCUCAACCGCGACUUGUCAAAGGUGAUCAUUAUCGACACCAACCCCAAGCAUGUGCGCGAGCAGCCAGAAAACGCCAUCAUUCUACCGCCCUGGACCGGUGACCCUAAGGACAAGGAGCUCGUGUCGCUGGUCCCUUUCCUCGAGUUCAUCCACACGAUGCAGUACAACGACGUGCGCAAGGUCAUCAAGUCGUUCGAAGGCACGCACAUUCCCACCGAGUUUGCCCGGAGAGAGGCACUGGCCCGGGCCGAGCACAACAAGCGCCUCCAGGCCAAGUCCUCCCGCGGAGGAGGCAUGAGCUGGCUCAGCAGCCAUCUCGGACUCAAGCCGAGCAACAUGAGCCUCAUGGUUGCUCCUGAGGGCGAAGAGAACCCCCAAGAGGCCUUUGCCAAGGGCAAGAUGCUGCAGGACAUCGCCCGCGAGCGGGGCAUCCGGAAUUAUCUGAUGCUGGAGGAAGAGAUCCGCAAGAACGGCGAGAAGUGGCUGAAGGAGGAGCAAGAGGCCAUGGAGAAGGCCCAAAAGGAGGCCAUGAAGAGCAUGAAGUCUUCCUUCUUCGGCUGGUUCACGCCGUCGAGCGAGCAGCAGAAGGAGGGAGAGACCAAGCGCAGCUAGUGGCGCGCCGCCUAACCACUCUUCCCUUCCACCCAACCAUACCAUGUAUUAUCACCUGCGAGACCCCACCCUUGCGUUUCUUUU